AUGCCCAGAGGUCAGCCUGAAGGAGAGCGGAUCUGCACAGGGGACAAGCGGAGACUGGAAGAAUCAGCAACUCAGCUUCCCGGUGCAGGAAAGCAUCCUCAGAAGAAGGGCUGCUCCGAAACUUCAAGCUCUCUCUGUUGGCUGAAGGAUAGCUCAGUUGACCACAGGAGGGUUCGCUGCCUGACACCUGCCCGAACCCAGCCAAACACACUAGGGAAAACGGUUGUCUGUCUCCUGCAAAGAGACCUUAGACUCCAAGACAACUGGGCGCUACUCUUUGCACAGGAAGCAGCGCUUACCCUAGGAACUCCUUUGUACGUUUUGCAUCUGGUGAUUCCAGGGCAUACGUUUCAACCAACAAUUCGGCAUGUGUCCUUCCAUCUGUCAAGCCUCGAAGAGUUCGCUACAGACCUAGCAAAUCAGAGCAUUGGUUUUCGGUGCAUCCCUAUCAGCACAGCCGACGAUGAUAAGGCUUCCACAUGCGAAGCACGUUCCUGCAUUGAAUCAACUGUGACAGAGCUCAAGCCAUGUCUCAUGGUCUGCGAUCUUAUGCCUCUCAGGCGUCCUUCUGAAUUGGUGAAGCAAGCUGCCAACGUGUGCGUCACCAAGGGACAAUGCCCCUUAUACCAAGUUGAUUCCCACAAUAUUGUACCUGUUUGGCUGGCCUCAGAUAAGCAAGAAUACUCGGCUCGCACUUUCCGUGUCCGGGUAACGCGCUUCCUUAGGGAAUUUGCAUGUGAGAUUCCUCGUAUAGGACAACAUCCCCAUAAACUUCAGACCGAGGAUGGGCAAACACUCAAAAUACCAGAUAUUUUGAACAGGCUAAAACUGGACCACAGCGUGCGCCUUCCCUCGCAGUGGCUGCCGGGAUCAAAAGCGGGCCUUGCAGCACUCCAGGAGUUUUGUACUCGGCCACGUUUGCUUGCGUAUGCCUCCCGUAACGAUCCCCUUGAGCGAGGACAGAGCGGCCUUUCACCUUGGCUCCAUUUCGGACAGCUUUCCUCCCAGCGUUGUCUUCUGACCAUUAAUUCACUUGGGCCUGGUACUAAGAUCGGCGCGUUGGCGGCAGCGGCGCGAGAGAGCUUCAUUGAGGAACUCGUUGUGAGGAGGGAGCUCGCAGAGAACUUCAUUUUCUACAACAGCAAAUACGAUGAGAUUCAGGGAGCACCCAAAUGGGCACAAGACACUCUGAACGCCCAUAGGGGAGACAAAAGGGAACAUAUAUACUCUCUGUCUCAUUUUGAAGGUGCGAAGACCCAUGAAGCCCUCUGGAACGCAGCCCAGUUGCAACUCGUACACGACGGGAAGAUGCAUGGUUUCAUGCGAAUGUACUGGGCGAAAAAGAUUCUAGAGUGGGCAGCCUCCCCAGAGUCUGCGCUGAAAAUUUCGUUACACUUGAAUGACAAGUAUUCACUAGACGGAACAGACCCAAAUGGUGUAGUUGGAUGCAUGUGGAGCAUCGCAGGAGUGCAUGAUCAGGGCUGGGCGGAGCGCCCCAUUUUCGGCAAAGUGCGGUACAUGAACCUUGCGGGUUGCAAACGCAAGUUUUCGGUUGACGAGUUCAUUCGGCGUACCAGUGUGGUGGCUGCCACAGCACUUAAAGUGGCGAAGAAAGGUUAG
Cyclospora cayetanensis is the source of this 1620-nucleotide messenger RNA. RefSeq names its product deoxyribodipyrimidine photo-lyase. NCBI's taxonomy places the organism in Eukaryota, Apicomplexa, Conoidasida, Eucoccidiorida, Eimeriidae. Gene Ontology annotation, biological process: photoreactive repair. Gene Ontology annotation, molecular function: deoxyribodipyrimidine photo-lyase activity. The transcript has 4 exons. The record is from RefSeq and is a predicted model, not a curated record. Bases 1 to 1620 code for a protein of 539 amino acids.